Gordionus sp. m RMFG-2023 is the source of this 1466-nucleotide messenger RNA. RefSeq names its product coiled-coil domain-containing protein 82-like. Gene Ontology annotation, cellular component: nucleus. The record is from RefSeq and is a predicted model, not a curated record. NCBI's taxonomy places the organism in Eukaryota, Metazoa, Nematomorpha, Gordioida, Chordodea, Parachordodidae. The transcript has 6 exons. Bases 18 to 740 code for a protein of 240 amino acids.
UUAAAUUUAAUCUUUUGAUGAGAAAAUCAUUAGAGGAUUAUAAGGAUAUAUUUGUUGAUGAAGAUUAUAAAAUUUAUAUACAAGUUUUAUUAAGUGUAUCUAUUUGUCCUGAUUUUUGGGAUGUUUUAUAUGUUGACAAAGAUGAAUAUUUCUGCCAAUCAUAUUAUAAAUUUCAAAAGUACAUCUGUAUAUUGGUAAAUUCCCUGAUUAAUUGCUCGCAUAAAAGAUUAUGGACUGAUGAUUAUAAGAAUAUAAUACAGACUUAUCCAGACAUAGAGUUCAACAAUAAUCCUGAAAUCAAGAAUUGUGUUGCUUGCAGCUUCAAAGAUACUAACAAAACAUUCCUUAAAAUUAGAUUUUUUGGUAAACCUUACGAUGCCCAAACCCUCACCCAGUUAAGUCAUGAUAUUCUUCUGGAUAAAAUUAUAGAUAAAAGCUUGAUGGAUAAAGAAGAGGAUGACCAAAUAGCUUUGUACGUAUGCCCACCUUGUUCCGAGAUGACUCAAAUGUAUCACCAAAUAUUCCAUUGCCAGUAUAAAAUCUACCAAAAAUGUAAAUCUCAAAUCAUCGUGAUUAGGGACAGGGAGCAGUACCAAAACAAACGGUUAACCCUGGAACAAUUGAUGGAAUUGGCUUUCGAUAAGAAAGGUUGGAAAGAAGCGAUAAUCUCCGAAAUACGUACCGUGUGGGAUAACGCCUUGUAUUAUAGUGAACGAUUUGUUGAACUGCAAUCUAAUUAACUUAAACCUUUAACCUAAGAAAACAACUUUUAAUUAGGCUAUUUUUUUAUCGCUGAAGAAGAAGAUUUACUAAUAAACUAUUUAUUUAUUUUUUUUAUAUUGCAGCAUAUAUUCUUUGGCGAGGUGUAGUAAAAGGAGAUUAAUUGAUUCAUUUAUAAAUUAUAUUUUAUUGUUACAUUACUCUUCUAAAUUUGUUAUUUUUUAAAAAAUUUUGUUAUAUUAUAACUUGCUUCUUUUUUAAAUGUCCAUGACUUUUUUUUAAAAAAAAAAUUUUGUUAUAUUGUAACUUCAUGACAUUUUUUUUAGAAAAUAUUUGCUAUAUAUUUUUUCAUUUGAAAUAUUCCUGAUUUUUUGAGAUAGCUUAGUUACUUAGUAUUAUAAUCCGCUAAAAAUUGUUUAAUUGUUAAAAACCUUUGUUUAAAUAAAUAUAUUUUUUUAUACUAAUUAUGUUAAAUAAUCCUUAAUUGUUUUUAACAAAAUUGUUCUUUUUUUUGUUAUUGUUAUCAUUGUUUUUUUUAAUAAAAUGGAAAUAUUAGAUUACCCGCAUAAAAAAAGGAAGCACGGCAGUCCCUGAAGUGGGGGAAAAUUUUGGUCCAAAUUUUAUUUUGAUCAUAUAAUCAGGAUUUUUAUCAUAUUUUAGAAAAAUGUGUUUUUUUCUUCUUGGUUCAUUUAUCAUAAUUGUGUUUUGUUUAUAUGUACAUUCAUUUUCUGUAAUAUUAUAAUAGC